CACAUGUCACUGCUUAAAGUCCAACGCUACGACUGCUCAGGCCGAUUUUCUCUUUGUUCAUCAAACGGCAAAAACAGAGACCCGCAAACCUUUCGCAGUGCGUCUCCAACCGUAAGGUUUACAGAGCCGAAAAAAAACAAAGUAUCUUCCUCAGAUAGAUCUGCGAGAUAGAUUCCCCAAAUAUUACUGUUUGCAUCGUCGGUUAGUUGGUUAUAAUGGCUGAUCAGGAUAAUGUGGAGAAAACCCCCGAUGAGAGCCAGGAGAGCCCUGCGGUGGCUGAGGCUGCAGUGAAGGAAAAGACUUCGUCUGAGAUCUCAGAGUACGACAGCGUGGAUAGUUACAGUGACGAUGAUGAGCAACCUAUUGGAAAAGCCCGUUCUAAGGCAUCUGGAUUGGAUUCCCAAUCGGAAACAGAAGACUGUGCGGCUCUUGAACGUGAAGAAGGUGAUGGCCAAGAAAGCGUUCCACAGAAGAAGGUGGAUGAUGAUGAGGACAAGAAGAACCCGCAGUACAUCCCAAAGCGAGGAACUUUCUAUGAACAUGACGACCGAACAGCUGAGGACUUAGAGAAUCAGGAAGAAGCCGAACCGGAAAAGGUGGACAAAGACGGGAAAAAGAAAAUCUGGGACAAAGAGGGAAGAUGGGGCCAUGAUCGGUUCAACGAUCAAGAGCAGUCGCCUAAGUCGCCUUCCGAAUUGAUUGCCAUCUAUGGUUAUGAUAUUCGCAAUGAAGAAGGCCCUCCAAAGGCAAGAAGGCGCAGAAGAUAUGGCCGCGGCCCGAAUAAGUACACUCGAAACUGGGAGGACGAAGACGCCUAUGGGAAGCCUGUUCCAGCUCGCCCACCAAAGCCCGCUAAGAAAGAGCGGCCCAGAAACUCUGAGGAGUUUCCUCCUUUAGGAGCCAACAGCGAUCGCGCCCGGCUAAAGUCCCCCUCAGACUCUAAUGGCGAUAACAUCGAAGCUCAGGAAAACAAUAUGCAAGCUUCAAGAGCGUCAAUUGAGAGACAAGACCCGAAGAAAGAGCAAGCAGUGGAGCAAAAUCAGCCUCCGGCAUCGCACAAUCCCAACUCGUCGAGACAAGCGCCAGAACAACGAAACUUGCAGCCGGAACAAGGUUCCGGUAGGUUCAACCAGCCCCAGAAAGUGGGAACUGGGAGAAUAAUCGCCCCUAAGAAGGAAAUCAAGGACUCUGAUUACAAGGGUUUUACGACCAAAACCCGGCAGCAGCGCAGCGUUAGAAGCGAAAAUCAAAAAGUGCUUCCCCCAAGGAACCUCAAGAAGGAGAACGAGUACAUUCAAUCGCAAAACUUCUCCAACAAGAACAGCAAUCAAAAUCAGAUCGCUGAAAUGGAACGGGAGAUCAGUAGUCUGAAUAUACAAGACGGGGUCUAUAAGGGCAAGCGAACCAGCGCGGGCAGCAAUAAUAACAACAAGCCAAACGCAAACAACCAGAACAGACAGGGGAGCGUUCCGCCCCGUUUACAGAACAGUGAGCCCAAAGGCUCGAAGCGCUACAGCUCAUUGAGGCAACGAUCGCUCCCCGAAACCAACGCGCCGCCAGUGCCAGCUAAUUUCAGCUUCUACCCAAAUGGUAAGCACCAUCAUUUAAUUAAGCAUGGAGGAGCGGUUACAGAUGUACACACUUACCCCUGUGAUUACAAUUCGGCGGCCCCGCCCCCAGCAACACAACAACCAAUCCUGCCCUCAUCUAUUCCCCCUGCAGGUUUAGUGCCGCCCCAAGUGCCUGUAAGUGCAGCGCCGCCCUUGCUGCAGGCCCCGUUUCCCGCGGCGGCUGCUUUUGCAGCGCCGGCGCCCCCUCAGGCCUUCCUGCAGGGCCCACCGCCCCCUUUUAUCGCAGCACCGCCUGCGCAGCCCCAGCUAGUCAGUUACGUUACGCAGGCACAGCCAGCUUUCGUGCAGGGCUACCAGGGACAGUUUAACGCUGUUACACAGCCAGCUGAUUUGUAUCAGCCACAGGGAGGCAUAACGUACUACUCGGCUGAUCAGCAAAUCGCACAACGGCCGGUUCCUUUAAGGAGACCUAAAGCGGCCAUCCCUAUAGUCGCUCCCACGAACUUCAAAGAUCAGAUUCAAAGGGAUGAUGUUAGUUGUAGUACUGGUGAAGCGACUCCAGUGAGCGAAUGAGAUUGGCUUGUCUAUGUAGGAUUUAGCGGUAGAUGAUAAGUGUGUUGGAAUUUUUUACAUUAUUUUUUAGUUUUACUGGUUUAAUCUCAACCAGAUAAUUACUGAUUCAUAGACGAAAUUAACUCUCGCACCUAUGGAAUAUUAUGUAAGAGAGAAUUUAUCAUUAUAAUGAAGUUCGGAGUUCAUUAAACUAAGUCCGCGCUAUUCCUAGCACACUCUGUAUCGUGCGCACUUACUUUGAGCUCUUUAUAGAUUGUUAUCGAUAUGUUAUAUAAUCGACUUUAAUUCCUUAUUUAUUUAUGAUAGAUAUUUUCUAUAAUGUAAAGAAUAGAUGAUAAAACCAUAUAUGGCAAUUUUCACGAUUUCAUGGCAGUUGCAAGGAAAGUUAGUUAUAGCGUAAUAUAUAAUAUUAAGAACCAA
Molecule: messenger RNA, 2564 nt
Organism: Dendroctonus ponderosae (mountain pine beetle)
Lineage: Eukaryota; Metazoa; Arthropoda; Insecta; Coleoptera; Curculionidae
Product: protein CASC3-like
Exons: 13
Coding region: 216-2144 (642 amino acids)
Biological process (GO): mRNA processing
Cellular component (GO): exon-exon junction complex
Molecular function (GO): mRNA binding
Source: RefSeq, a predicted model, not a curated record